Callorhinchus milii (elephant shark) is the source of this 3607-nucleotide messenger RNA. RefSeq names its product smoothelin b (gene smtnb). NCBI's taxonomy places the organism in Eukaryota, Metazoa, Chordata, Chondrichthyes, Chimaeriformes, Callorhinchidae. The record is from RefSeq and is a predicted model, not a curated record. Gene Ontology annotation, cellular component: microtubule organizing center; filamentous actin. Gene Ontology annotation, biological process: actin cytoskeleton organization. Gene Ontology annotation, molecular function: protein binding. The transcript is spliced from 21 exons. The coding region runs from base 1 to 3543 and encodes 1180 amino acids.
AUGGCUCCCGAGGGCCGGCGCCAACACACCGCCAGCGCGCGCGCCGCUGCUGCUGUCGCCGCCGCCGCCGCCGCCUCCCGCUCCUCACGCCUCACGCCGCCGCCAUGUCUCGCGCUCCUCCUCCUCCUCCUCGACGCCGCCGCCGCUUCCCGCCCCCUCCGGCAAACGGUCACAUUCUUUGACCUUUUCCAGUGCAUUGAUGACCUUUUAGAGCUGGAGGUGACCCUUGACUUGGAUGAGCGUAGACUUAUUCGUUCUGCCAUUUAUGAGCUACGGAAGACAGAGCUGAAAGGAAUGGAGGAAGCACUUGCCUCCAAACGCUUUCGCUCUGAAAGAACAAAUGAACGCCUAGAAAACAAAGAGAAUCACCUCAGGUCUCAUCGGCAGGAAGAGGAUCAGAAAGGCUCUUUGGAUAUCCUGUCAAUGAAACUUGAAUCUAUUAAGGACAUUGAUGAGCUAACUACACUGCUCCGUGGAGCAAGCGAGUAUGAGGAGCGUAAACUGAUUAGAGUUGCUAUCCGCAGACUUCGGGAGCAAGAGAUUGAAGCUCUGUCCAUUCCAAGCAAGUCACUUAGCAUGCUAGUCCGUAGCAAAACAUUGGAAAGCGAAAAACCAGGCAGCACUUACCGACCAGACACAGCACCAAAGACUGCACGAUCAAGCAUGGACCUGGCCAUGGAGCAAGAGGAGAAUGUUCUUCGAAGACUGAUUGGAGAGACUGAAGAUUUGGAACAGAGGCAAAAGAUCCGAGCUCAAAUCCGAGACCUUCGGAAUCAGAGGGGCAUCAGUCGAAUCAAAUCUGAUGGAAUGGCCUCUAAUAUGGUUGUGGUUCUCGACCCACUGAAGAAAAUUAAUGAGAGUCAAGUGAAGGCUGUCCCAGGAUCUCGACAGGGAGAUGAAUCAGCUGGUUUGGAUUGCUGCUCCUCCAGCACCGACUCUGACUGGGGUUUGGAGAGCGGUAGAGAUUCCAGCGGAGGGCAGAGCAGUGUAGAAAGCCACAGGAGAAACAGAUCGCAGAACAAGGAAGAGGCGCUGCAGGAGAGCUUGCCUGGUGUAGAGGAAGAUGAUGAUGAUAAAAAGUCUGACUUGAUUACUAGAGACCGAGGCAGUAUGUUUCGUCUCAAUGGGAACAGGUUCACAGGGCAGACUCCACCGACCGUACAGAGUGCAACUAAUAAGCCAGCGUCUGAUAUCUUACUGAAUGGAAGGCUGGCAUCGGUUCGGAAGUGGCUGCAUUCUGACAACCUUCAAUUAGCCACAAAAGGAAUAAUCGAAGACGAGGAGCAGGGCACCAAACGCUUCAAAGAACUUGACAAAAAGAGGACCUUUGAGGAUGGUACCCCAGGGAGCACAGGAACCCAGCUCAGGAAGGAGACCUCAGAAACGACCGAUGAGAUAUUCAUACAUACCUCGCCGUUCAGGAGAGCCAACUCUGUCAGAGAUCGAAUGAAGAAGUUCACUACGGACUCAUCUGAGCAGCCUGUUGAUUUAGGGACAGAUUUCUUCGCCAAGAAAAUAAACCUGUUGAAUGAGGACAGGAGCAGAGUUCUGCAAAAGCACCAACUUUCCUUACGCAAUCCGGCCUUAAAACCGAAAGAAUCCAGGCCGUUGAGCUGGCAAUCGUCUCUGAAAGGGAGAUCUGCUGAUCUGAAGGAUGCGUGGGAAAUAGGCAAAUCUACAGAUAAACAGGAUGUAUACUUAGUCUCCAAUAGGAGCAACAGGUUCACAGACUCCUAUAGGAAUAAUGGAUUAGAUCGGGACAGAUCUACAUCACUAGCAAACAGGAUAACCAGCUCUGUCAGGGGAGAAAGAAAGGACACUGCACCAACUGGGUACGGUAUUACCAGAUCACAUUCCACAGCCUCAGAGAGGCGGCUAGAGCAGCCUAGCCCAGCAUCUUCUACACUUUCCUUUGUUGGGGGGCAGUCUCUGUCCAGCUAUUCAGUUGCCCCUGAUGUUUCUUUGGCUGAACGGAACAAGCCAAACCUGUUGUCCAUGUUAAAAGACAGCAAGGACACUAUGAAGUCCUCUGCGGGAGCGACCAGUGUUGGUAAAGUACACAGUGGGACUCCAGGGAGGAGCAACAUGAGUGAGUCACAGACCCAUCAGCCUGCGUCAGUGAAGGACUACAGUAAAACCCACUCCAACAGCUCUGUGCAGUUAGAUCAACUUGGUUCUACCAAGCACUGUGACCUGCCUGGAACUCCACGCGGCCAAAACGUUUCCAAGCUAAACGAGGAGAAGAAGCUGAGCAAGGACGAAGAGAACAUGAAGACCUGUUUCACAAUUGAGAUUAAAGAGGCAUGGAAGCCCCAAGCUGUGACUACGAGGAUCACUGGUGCCCCGUCCUCACAGAAAGGAGAGAUGACAUUUGGUUUGAGAGCCACUCCGUUCAGAUUAUUGACGUCCAGCAGCCGCACGAUGGACACGGAACCCAUCAUGGCAGAAGCAGCUCAGUUUCAGCAGACUGAUAGUGUCUUAGCAAAUGGGGUUGCAGAGAAGGCGAAGGAGAUUGUAAAAGAGAAAAAUGUCAAACCGAGUCUGGAGGAUUUGAGCACGAUUGAGGAUGAGGAAGUCCUGGACAAAAUGCUUGACCAGACAACAGAUUUUGAGCAAAGGAAGCUGAUUCGAGGUGCAAUGAGGGAUCUUCGGAAAAAGAAAAGAGAUCAGAGAGAGAAGGAGCGUGAAACAAGACUGCAGGAACUAAAGCAGAAAUCCGAGGAAGAGAAGAAAGCAAAGUCUUUGAAUGCAGCCGAGAUGACUGUGUCCAAAACAGAAAAAUCUGCAGACGGCAAGACUGUGUCCUCGAUGACAAAGACUGAGAAAGUCACCGAAUCAGAUAGCGGCAGCAGAACACGAAGCACCACUGUGCAAUCCAGUUUUGUGAAGAAAACUGAUGGUGGAACGACUCUUGUUCAGACCAAGUCUUCCUUCAGCUCUAGCAGCACCUCUUCCAAGAAAGUCGGCAGUAUUUUCGACCGAGAUGACAGCGUGCAAGCACUAGAGAGAAGACAGGCCGAGAAGCGGAAAGAGGUGAUGAGAUCACAAACGCUGCCACGCACUUCAGGGAUGCAGGCGCGGAAAGCGUUGAUCGAGAAACUAGAAAAAGAAGGUGGAAGCCCUGCAAAUCCAGCUAUUGCCAAGGUGAAGGUGCAGAGGUCUUCGAGUUUUGGUGUGCCCAAUGCCAACAGUAUUAAACAGAUGCUACUUGACUGGUGCAGAGCCAAGACCCGUGGUUAUGAGAAUGUGAAAAUCCAGAACUUCUCCUCCAGCUGGAGCGAUGGCAUGGCGUUCUGCGCUCUUGUCCACAAUUUCUUCCCCGAAGCGUUUGACUUCUCGCAGCUGAACCCCAACAAUCGCAGGCACAACUUCGAGGUGGCGUUCACAAUGGCAGAGAAGCAUGCCGACUGCCCGCAGCUACUGGAUGUGGAAGAUAUGGUACGGAUGAAGGAGCCCGACUGGAAAUGUGUUUACACUUACAUUCAGGAGUAUUAUCGCAGUCUGGUCCAGCAGGGGCUGGUAAAAACCAAAAACUCCUCCUAGGGAUUAUCAGAGAGAAAGGACAGACCGCCUCCUGUGUCCCCCUGAUUGAGGUGGAAGAUAUGAU